UGCAAGAGGCCGGCGUCAGCAGUCAUAGUGCGUCUCCCAUAUUCUGCACCCAUCGCCGCUACCUAAAGGGUACGCGAAGCUGGCCGAGCAAGCCUUUCUCAUCACCUACGUGAGGCUUGCCAGGCUCGCUUCGGCCUCUUCCACCAACUCACUUCCAAAGCAUGCCACCCAGGAAAACGGGUCGGUCAGUCGCUUCAGCCGCCGGCCCAAGACGUACCCUUCCGAAACGCGCUGGCAGGCAGACCGGUUCUUCAGCUGGCAAUGAUGCCCAGUCUGAGGCUUCCACCUCAUCGCAAACCAUCGAAGGAAUGGGCUCUGGGCGCAAAAGCAAAUCGAGCAGCGCCACCAACCGCAGACACCCCGUGCCGGGACGAGGGAAUAAUGGCGAACGAGUGACUCGAAGCAGUGGGGCCAGGCUCACAAACGGGCUCGAGGACCCCGCCCAAGUGGAGAAGGAGCUCAAUGCACAGCUACGCAACAUGCGAUUGUAUGCGGUCAAUACGAUGGGCGACGGCAAUUGUCUGUUCAGAGCGCUCUCCGACCAAUUCUAUGGCUUUCCGGACUACCAUGCCGUCAUUCGGGAAGAGGUCUGCAACUACCUUGCCGCCAAGCCAGAAAAGUUUGCAGGCUUUCUCGACGUCGAAAAGACUUUUGAGGAUUAUGUGCGCGGCAUGAGGACGAAUGGCACGUAUGGCGGCCACCUCGAGCUUUCGGCGUUUUCGCAAUUGUUUCAGAAAGAGAUUAAGAUCAUGCAGCCUGGCUUGGUGUAUAUCGUCUCGCCAGUAGAUGACAGCGAGGCUCCUAGCGCAUCUGCAGAGCGCGAGCGGCGCGAAGCCGAGCGCCAACGUAUCCAACAAGCGAUCCCCAUCGGCACAGAGACACCUCUACUCUCGGAGCGCGAUGUUCGCAGACGCAGAAGAGAGCGAAAAGCGAGCAAUGUGCCAAAUGGAUCCAUAUCCGAUCUCGGUCUUGAUGCUAGCACGAGUGCGAACCCAUCUGCAUCCACCUCUAAGGCUGUAGAACCUCAACCAAAGGCUGCUGAAGCCUGGGGGCCGCUCUACAUCGCCUACCACAAUUGGGAGCACUACAGUUCAAUUAGGAAUGUGGAUGGCCCGCACAAGGGACUACCUCGGAUCAAAGAGCGACCCGCCAGUAGUGCUUCGCAAGGUGGUCCUAUCCAUGAACCCAACGCCACCUCGGCAGACGCGCCCGAGUCAACUGAUCCGACUUCCGAGGAAGAGCUUCUCAUGCGCAGUACAGAUUCAACCAUGACAGUCACGCGAGCCAGAUUCUACAUUCGACAGCAUGGCAGCUGGGAGAACGCCCUCGAAGCAUGGCAAGCGGCCGCCAUGGCAGAUGCAGCUGAUGCCGAGUUGCAAGCUGCCGGCGAGAUGCUGAUCUCCCCAGCACAAGACUCGUCAGCCACCUGUCUCAGCCCACGCUCGGAUCGAAGCGGAUCGGUCGGAAACGAAGAGGAUGCUGCUCAGAGCAGCAGCGCGGCGAGUGUCGACCUUGCUACUUCUGCAGCUACCACCGUCGCAGAAAGCGACGAUGACGACCCGGAAUAUGAGUCGGACGACAAGGCGCCGCAAAUCAGCGAGCAAGGUCAACGACUUGCGGGCAAGGCGCCAAAACGUGCCGCAAGCAGGGAUCUUGUGAGGGAGCAAGGCAGCGCAAACGUUUCGGGGCGCUCGCGCGUUGCGAAAAAACGCAGUCAAACACCUCCAGCUGACGAUGGUUGGGUCGACACAGUCAGCAGACGUCCAAAACUGCUCGGGAGCAGCAGUCCAAGCGCGGCUUCGGCGGGAAGCGGAUCCGCAAGCGCGACCAGCGUCGGUACUCGCAUUGCGACCUUGAGCGUAUCAGACGAGACGAGCCGACUUCUUGGCUCGGCGAAUCUAGACGAGUCGGUAGCUGCCUCGAUGAAGGCUUCGGGGAAAGAGAGACCCUUGACAGCCAAGCAGAAGCGCGAAGCCGCCCGGCAGAUGCGAGCACAACGCAACGACGCGGCCAACAGAGCGCGCAUGCAGUCUCGAAGAAGAAAGGUAUUGGGAGAGGGCUUCGACAACGCUCAGAAGUUGGCAGAGGGAGAGACGGACGCGGAUUCUGCCAGAGGCUCAGAAAGUGGUAUCGGGCUUCUCGAAGUGCAUAUCUAGCUUGCGCAUCCGCCCUUCCGCAGACACCGCCAUAGCGCUUCAAUCCUCUCCCUCUCUCGAGCUGGUCUUUUUGCAACAUUUGUAUCCAAUAUCUGCGCGCGUGGGCGCGCUUCCAAGCAAGCACAACACAAAGUUAUCUCGGGUCACUAGCCAACAGAGCACGUCCACACCUCGUGCGAGCAUCAACUCCACGCAUUUCAAGUAAUCGAGCUCACGAGACAACCUACAUUACCUCAAUACAUGCUGGGCGUAAAAGAGCACCAUCAGCCAGCGGCGCGAAUCAUAGACCAGGGCUGCGAAUAGCGUGCCAAGCGAGUGAUCUGAAGAAAGCGCAUCGAUUUGGCCGGCGUGCGCGCUCCUCUAAGUCAUGUUGAGCUUGCUGUAAGCCGGAGGAGCAAGUUGGUUCCUGACCACCUUGAUGAGGAACAAUGGCAAGGCGCUGACGGCUAUGAUGACUGCCGUUUUCCAAAAGAAGGGGGCAGAC
Molecule: messenger RNA, 2640 nt
Organism: Ceraceosorus guamensis
Lineage: Eukaryota; Fungi; Basidiomycota; Exobasidiomycetes; Ceraceosorales; Ceraceosoraceae
Product: OTU-domain-containing protein
Exons: 6
Coding region: 162-2156 (664 amino acids)
Biological process (GO): protein deubiquitination
Molecular function (GO): cysteine-type deubiquitinase activity
Source: RefSeq, a predicted model, not a curated record